UGACGGCUGCAUAAUGUUUGAGAUCAGGAUAAGGUAUAAUUCCUGAGUUUGCAUAAUUCAAACAUAUAGCGAGUUAGUAAACAAAAGGAAAGGACAUUGAACUCCUUGCCAAGAUGUCGUUGCCAGCUGGAAAUGCAGUCGGCAAUUGGCUGCUCAUAUUGACAGCCAUAUUUGGAUUUCUAACCUUAAUAUGGAUUCCACAAGCCUCAGCUGAAUGUCAAACGCGUUCUAUAUACUGCUAUGAAUGUGAUUCCUGGACAGAUGCCAGAUGCAAGGAUCCUUUUAACUAUACGGCCCUGCCUCGAGAUCAACCUCCAUUGAUGACCUGCAACGGUUGCUGUGUGAAAAUGGUGCGACAUCAGAGAUCACCCUACGAAGUGGUUCGACGCAUGUGUACGUCACAGUUACAAAUCAAUUUAUUCAUGGUCGAUCACGUGUGCAUGAUGGAAAGUUCAGGCAAUGGACAUAUGUGCUUUUGUGAGGAAGAUAUGUGCAAUUCUAGUAAAAAUUUGUAUACAAAAAACGGUUACCAGCAUCUCAUAAACAUAAUGAUAAUAUGGCUAAUAGGCAUAUUGCUCAAUCAAUUAAGCAACAGAUAGAAAGUGAAACAACACACACACAGACACACAUACACCAUGCAAACACCACACAUACA
Drosophila willistoni is the source of this 655-nucleotide messenger RNA. RefSeq names its product protein quiver (gene qvr). Lineage: Eukaryota; Metazoa; Arthropoda; Insecta; Diptera; Drosophilidae. The record is from RefSeq and is a predicted model, not a curated record. The coding region runs from base 114 to 599 and encodes 161 amino acids. Gene Ontology annotation, biological process: sleep; positive regulation of voltage-gated potassium channel activity; regulation of synaptic transmission, cholinergic. The transcript has 6 exons.